Ruditapes philippinarum (Manila clam) is the source of this 1994-nucleotide messenger RNA. RefSeq names its product acetylcholinesterase-like. The record is from RefSeq and is a predicted model, not a curated record. Gene Ontology annotation, cellular component: cell surface; synapse. The transcript has 3 exons. NCBI's taxonomy places the organism in Eukaryota, Metazoa, Mollusca, Bivalvia, Venerida, Veneridae. Bases 140 to 1951 code for a protein of 603 amino acids. Gene Ontology annotation, biological process: presynaptic membrane assembly; synaptic vesicle endocytosis; chemical synaptic transmission. Gene Ontology annotation, molecular function: signaling receptor activity; neurexin family protein binding.
UUUAUGGGGUUUGUUUUACAUUCACUAAAAUAUAUAAAUAUGACAUAAAAUGUGUUGAAUAUUAAACUUAGAGGAUAAAACAAGACAAGUAACUAGGAUACGGUGUGUGAAGAUUUAAAUAUAAAUUCAGCAAACAGCCAUGGCAAGGCAAGUGGUGUUUUGUUUUCUCCUUAUUACCUCCAUUUCUUCAAUUUCUGCAGUACAAACUCACACUGUCGAAACCAGUAUUGGUACUAUAAACGGAAUGGUCGACGAUGUAUACGACGGAUCAUCUGGAACAACGGUUAAGCUUCGUAAAUAUUUCGGCAUUCCGUUUGCAGAACCACCAGUUGGAAAACGUAGAUUCAAGAAGCCAGACCCGAAGACACCGCUGACCGAGCCCCUAAAUGCUUUUAACCAUAGCAAAGCUUGUUCUCAAGUAACUGUUUACAAGCUGGGUGAUGUACCGACAGACGAGGACUGUUUGUAUUUGAACAUCUACGCUCCAGAAACCAUUCAGGACGAAAAACUUGCAGUAAUGGUAUGGAUUUAUGGGGGAAGUUUGAUGCACGGAUUUUCCGAUAUGUACGUUGCUGACAAUUUAGCUGUUUAUGGCAAUGUCAUUGUAGUCACUUUCAACUAUAGGAUGUCUGUUUGGGGAUUUCUAUCGACCGGUGACGAAAACGCACCGGGAAAUUAUGGUCUUUGGGAUCAACAUAUGGCGAUUAAAUGGGUACAUGACAAUAUAGCUAAGUUUGGCGGAGAUACAAAUAGAGUUACAGUGUUUGGAGAGUCGGCUGGUUCGACAAGUGUAAUAUUUCAGAGUCUUUACCCAGGUAACAAAGCACUGUUCCAACGUGCCAUAGCUCAAAGUGGAAGUAUCGGAGCUUUUUGGAGCAUCAAUGAAAACAUAACUCAGAAUGCGAGACACCUGGGUACACUUGCCGAAUGUGAAACAUCAGAUAACAAAGCGUUAGUUGAUUGUUUGAGAGAUGUUCCUAAUCACAAACUAGAGGAAUUUGUGUCAGACUUCUCGUAUGGACUCUUAACCUUUCCUUCUCCUUUCACUCCUGUAACCGAUAGACUUUUUAUAAACUACGAUCAGAAACAUGCACUCGAUCUGGGAAACGAGUUACCUGUUGCCACAAAAGAAAUGUUUUCGUCCAUAGAUUUGAUGACUGGGGUAAAUUCAAGGGAAGGAAGUUUGUUUGUGAUUCCUUUGUUUGGAGUUAUUGACCCUGAAAAUUUUCUUCCAAAUAGGACAUUCUUCGAGGAAUAUUUAAUCAGCAUAUUUCUAGAAACUGUUUACGGUGGACUUGAACCGCAAUCUGCACGAGCAUUUAUAAUUGCUGAAUACACAAACUGGAAAGACCCAGAUAAUAAACACAACACUAGGGAAGAGUUUGUGUCACUUUGGGGAGAUAGCGUCUUUGGUGGAGGACUAUACCGAACGCUUAAUAAACACGAAACAUUAGCGUCUAACCGGAAUAAAACAUAUAUGUAUUUCUUUGACGUGGAACCAGAUUUUACAGGUGGCUACGUUCCAAUGACGUGGUUUAAGAAACUGGGUCACGGUGAGGAUAUACCAUUCUUGUUUGGGUUUCUCAAUUCUGACGUCAUAAAGGAUGAGUUAAAAGUUACUCCCUCGGUCUGGGAACAGGAGAUGUCUCGAGAUAUAAUCCGGCUGUGGUCAAAUUUUGCGAAAACUGGAAACCCUAAUUCACCAUCUGACUUGGGACUUAACUGGACACCGUAUACAAAGACGAAUAAAAGUUAUCUACAGAUGUCACGGAACAUGACGUCAGCAAACGUCAAACGACGUUGGAAUCAGCGAAGAAUGACGUUUUGGACGUCACUUGUACCGGAACUUAUAGACAGACUCUGCCUUACAUCCGUUUCAAGUUCUUGCCAUUCUGCGAGUUUUGUUAUUAUUAUAAACCUUAUAUUUUAUCUUCAUUUUCACUCAAUAUGAUACGUUGUCAAAAUUACUGUUAAAUAAAUAUUUUUAUAUCACA